UCCUGCGUAUGCAUGUAUGCGACCGACGGGCUGGUUUCAUAACGUGAGGAGGAAGAGAGGAAUGGGACUUUGAGCACGGAUGAACGCCAAACCCCGCUAGGCUGUGUGCGCCAACAGCGUUAUCUUUAUUCCCGGACCAUGCAGAAGGUGCACUGAGGGAGAUGCGGUAGUGGAGGCUGCUGAUGCUGCUGGCAAAUCAGCUGUUAGGCCUAUUUGUGUCUUGAGCAUCAUCGCCGCGACGGCCGAAGAGACAGAAACACCAGGGACACCGCAGACCGGAUAACGGAGGAUGGAGUUCAAGCAUCUGGUGGAGGCGGCGGAGAAGUGGUGCUCCGGUAACCCUUUCGACCUCAUAUUCGCCGAGGAAGACGACGAGAGGCGGCUGGACUUUUACGCAGAGCCCGGCGUCUCCUUCUACGUGUUAUGUCCCGGCGGCACCGACACUUUUCAUGUGUGGAGCGAGAGCGAGGACUGCCUUCCCUUCCUCCAGCUGGCCCAGGACUACAUCUCCUCCUGCGGGAAGAAGACUCUGCUUGAGGUGCUGGAGAAAGUCUUCACGUCCUUCAGGCCUCUGCUGGGUCUCCCAGAUAUAGAAGACGACAGUUUUGAGCAUUACCACGCUGACAUGGAGGGAGAACCCGGGCCCGACCACCAGCAGAUGGGGGUCAGCCAGCAGUGAUAAUCCCAGAGGAGAAGCUCAAGCUGGGGCUAGAGCUGCUCCAAAGCCCCAGGCCUCAACACAUUAGCCCAAUCACUUGAUGACAAACCUUCAUACAUACUUAAAGUGAUCUUGCUUUAAAAAAAAAAAAAAGAAAAAAAAGAAAAAGAAAAGAAAAAAAUGCACCGCCAUGUUCUUGAAUGUCUCAGUGGCUUUGCUUCCCAAGGAGUGCACGCUGUUGAACUUUUUUAAACCCCCCCAAGCAAACAAGCAAACAAGUAAAUAAAAUAAACACACUUACACGUACAUUUUGGGGCUAGGUGAGCUGUAGCCAUGUACAAUGCAAGUAUCUU
This is a messenger RNA of Archocentrus centrarchus (flier cichlid), 1011 nucleotides long. It is a transcript of the gene mturn, whose product is annotated as maturin, neural progenitor differentiation regulator homolog (Xenopus). Gene Ontology annotation, biological process: positive regulation of megakaryocyte differentiation; regulation of signaling. Bases 290 to 679 code for a protein of 129 amino acids. The record is from RefSeq and is a predicted model, not a curated record. Gene Ontology annotation, cellular component: cytoplasm. The transcript has 3 exons. NCBI's taxonomy places the organism in Eukaryota, Metazoa, Chordata, Actinopteri, Cichliformes, Cichlidae.